GCUAUUUCUUUGCCCACCGAAGCCCUAACCCUAGUUUAGCUCUACAAGCCAUGCUUGAUCUCAAUCUCACUUUGUUCUAAGAAGAAGUUAUUUUUCUGGUUUCUCUUCACUUGGAUCUCAUCGCGGCCUUAUCUAUGGAUGCAGAUGGAGCGAACAAGAAGCUGCGGAAGCCCUAUACGAUUACUAAGUCUAGGGAUAGGUGGUCGGAUGAGGAGCAUGAGCGGUUUCUCGAUGCACUACUUUUGUUUGGUCGAGAAUGGAAGAAAAUUGAAGAUUUUGUUGGUACAAAGACGGUGAUACAGAUCCGAAGUCAUGCUCAAAAAUAUUUCUUGAAGGUUCAAAAGAAUGGGAUAAGGGCACAUGUACCCCCAGCCCGUCCAAAGAGAAAUUCUACUCAUCCAUAUCCAAAGAAACCUUCAGAUGAUGAUGCACCACCUCUGCAUCUACAAUCAUCUAUGAUCUGCUCAUCCCCAUCUACUGGUCUAAUUGCUCUAUCUUCCAGUUGGGACGAUCCAUCUUUCCUUAGGGAUUACACCUCCAAUGAUGCAAUGUCCUCUUCAAAUUACUACAAAACCCUCUGUGGAGUUGAAUGUGAUAAUGAUCCAUUAGGCCUGACAAAUAUAUAUAACCACAAUAUUGGUUGGAAUGGCAGUUCUAGUACACCACAGCUUACUUCUGAAGCACCAAAGCAAGGGAAUCAACACUCGCCUACUCCUGAGUUUGGUAAGGUUUACGACUUCAUUGGUACUUUGAUUGACCCUGAUAUCAAUUGUACGAUGGGAAUGUAUUUAGAAAAGCUCAAGGAGAUGGAUCCAAUCACUGCAAAAACUGUUUUAAUAUUGGUGAAAAACUUGAUCAUCAAUUUGACUACUCCUUGUUUUGACCCAUUGAUAAAAUGGCUGUCAACUUAUGAUCCUGAGACUAAAACAAUUGGGUCAGCAAUGAAGACUUCUGCACUUCCAGGCUUGAUGUAUCCCCCAAGCCAGGUUCCACUUGAUGCUCCCUACUUAACAUAACCUUAAAUAUUACAAUAUCAUUAUACUAUUAUAUGCUUUUCUUAUUUAUUAUCUUCUUCAAUAAAUCUGUAACCCUGCUGAAAAUCUCCUUUAAAUUAGGGUUUUACUUCAUUAUUUGUAAUUUUUUUAAGCUACAACACUUUAUUUUUGCAGCAACUUCA
Phalaenopsis equestris is the source of this 1177-nucleotide messenger RNA. Its product is annotated as protein REVEILLE 8. The transcript has 8 exons. The coding region runs from base 135 to 1016 and encodes 293 amino acids. Lineage: Eukaryota; Viridiplantae; Streptophyta; Magnoliopsida; Asparagales; Orchidaceae. Gene Ontology annotation, molecular function: DNA binding. The record is from RefSeq and is a predicted model, not a curated record.